AUUUGGAGGAGUGUAAAGCAUAUUUCAAUCAAAAUAUAGGAGGUAGUACAUAUAGAGAAUUGGAAAGGGUGGCUUUGGAGAUAGAGAUAGAUUUGUUAACCAAAGAAUUAUAUGGAAUGCGAGUU
Messenger RNA from Racocetra persica, 125 nucleotides. NCBI's taxonomy places the organism in Eukaryota, Fungi, Glomeromycota, Glomeromycetes, Diversisporales, Gigasporaceae. The record is from the annotation of a GenBank genome assembly.